ACUUCCAGAAGUUUUUCAAGUGGUUUACUUACUUGUGCAGAAGCAAAAUAAAAAUAAGUUGCAGGACUAAUGCUGCAAAAAGAGAAUAAAAAAAAAAUCAAAUCUGUUAUGUAAUAGGCUGUUUUCUAAAAGGCUCAAUUUCUGUUGCUCAGGGUCUUGGUUUAUUGUUUUCCUGGAACAUGAUUGAAUUAUGCCUCAGCAACCUACUACAAAGGACACUUUAGGCAGUACAAUAGCCUGCAACAAAAACUGCAGAUGUACUGUGUUGCACUGAUAUAUCUGUUGUUUCUUCAAAAUUUCUAACUCAUGUUUUGGGAUUUGGAAGUUUUGAAUACAUUUUGCAUUCACAUACCAGUGCCGUACUUAGUUUUUAAAUGAGAACGUGUUUACUAUUUUGUACACAUUUCGGAAAACAAUUAGGUUUUAAAACUACAGCCACAUGAAAGCGAAUCCUAAACUUGGAUUAAAAGCCCAAGUGUUUCCCCAGUCCUGUUAGGUCUUGGACCUGUAUGAAAGCUGGAGAAUUAAGAAUGGAGAUGUCUCGGCUCAGAGUUACUUUCUUUCGUCAGGUGUUAGUUAUUAUAUUUUGGAACUUUUUCCUGACACCUGGAGCUCAGCUUGACACACAUCUCCACGACUACUACGACGAGAACGUCAUUGAUCUACUGGAAGCCCUGAACAUCACUAGGUCUAUUAAGGGUGUUAGCAAAGCUAAAGGCUUGGAACCUGGAAUUCCAGCCUGGAAGUUCCGCCAGAGAGUGCCCCACUUGACUCUUCCACGGGAUUACUCCAUUUACUUCCUCAGCACAAUGCAGGGAUCCAUCGGCUUCCACUUCGUGGCACAGCAGGCCAAGAACUCAGACAGCACUCUCAUCUCCUUCAUCUCCCCCACUGCCAUGAAAAAAGAUGGACACCCUCUCCUCCAGCUGGUCUCUAGCACCAGGUCCAACCAGCUGCGGCUGGAGUACAGGGCAGUCCACAGCAUGGAGCCCGCCACCAUCCUCUUCCCAGGGGGCACGCCUUUCUCCAAUAGCAAGUGGGCCCGCAUUGCCCUUAACCUGGAAGCCCACAAGAUCACCCUCUUUAUCGACUGUGAGGAGUCUAUCAUAUUUGAGAAAAACCAGGGAGAAGAUGUCCUCAGUCUCAUCCUUCCAAUAGAUCUUGAAAUCACCUUUGCAAGUAUGCCAGGAAACAAGGCCAGCAAGUUCUUGGGAUACUGGCAAACAGCAGAGAUCUCUCCAAGUGGAUUCCUCAGACGCCCAUGGCACUGUGAAAACCUGUCAGAUUCAUUGCCAUAUUCCCUGGCUGAGGAGAGAUCUGUUGACUCCCAGCUGGAAGCGCCUCUGAUAACAGAUCCCUCCCAACAUGUUGAGCACCAGUCUGAUUUUGCAAACUACCAACAGCAGCAAAGUGAGCCUGAGAAUUUCCCAAGGGGACCCAGGCCUCGCCCCCAAGCCCAGGAUGAGCUUCUUAGGAGACUGGAGGAGGCAGUGGAUAACCUCAGCAUGAUGCUGGAUAUGGUCAAGGCCCAGAACACAGACCUGGUGGCUCGUGUGAAGUACCUUGAGACGUGCGAGUGUAGGAGGCUCACGUGCUCCUGGGAGGGGCGAGAGUACGUGGAGGGAAGUAGGUGGGACAAGGACCGGUGCACAGUCUGCUUGUGUGUGAAGGGCGAAGUGCGAUGCUCUGUAGGGGGCGAGUGUGCCGAUCCUUGUGUUUCCAACCCUUGCCUAAAUGGAGGUGUUUGCCAACCUUUGACCUUUGACUCUGAGCAACACCCCUCAGGAUUUAGAUGCAAAUGCCCACCUACUUCUACAGGGCGAUUGUGUGAAAAGCCAAUGAUUCAGGCUUGCUCAUUGCCAAAGAUGGUGGGCCAUUGUACAAGUGCCAGGGACCCAAGAAGGCGUUGGUUUUACAAUGCCCUUUCAGGAGCGUGCGAGGAGUUCACCUACAGUGGCUGCCGGGGCAACAGCAACAAUUUUGAGAGCUUAGAUGCCUGCCAACGACGUUGCUUGCUCGGGGCUUGCUGUUUCCGGGAGCCUAGAGUUCCAGAUGCCCAGAUGGGUUUCGACCGGGAAGGCUACGACCGAUAUGGUUACAAUAUGUCUGACCUCGAUCGCACUGGGAGAAAAAGACUGGCUGUUAACCGGGACCGGUCUGGACCUGCCUUGUUUGGUCCCAAUGGCCAGGUCUUCAGCGGACUUAGUGAUGGGAAGCGGUUUGAUAAGUAUGGGUUUGACCAGCAGGGAUAUGGCCGAGACGGAUUCCAUAGGGAUUCUGGUUUUAACUUGACAGGAUACAACCGGAAUGGGGAAUUCGACCAUCGUUAUGAAUUUAGCUUGGAAGGUUACAACCGGCAGGGUCUCAAUCGAGCCGGCUUUGACUGCAGUGGACUGGACACUGAGGGGUUUAGCUAUUUGGGACCAUGUGCUGGAUUCAUCUACCGAUGCGAGCAACUGCUUCUCUCUGACUGUCAGCAACUGAACAAGGACAACCACAGGAGAGACGCGGUGAGUUUCUCUCCCGGGAAGCAAUGCAGUGAUAUAGUUUGCGGGGAAGGGUGUGGCUGCUCGUUUAAUGGACAAACCUACCGGUUUGGGGAAUCCUUUGAAUACGGCUGCGAAGUCUGCCUCUGUACCUACACUGGUGCAGUGGAGUGCAGCUGCCGGCACCUGAACCAGCGCAAGGAGGUGCGAGACAUGACACUGAAAGAGAGGCGGCUUUACCAGCAGGCACUGCAGAGUCUUUAUUCCAAACAAGGUACUUGGGAAGACUUUGCUAAGAUAAGGGCGGAAUAUGCUCCUCAGGCCAAUGGACAGUACUCUUUCCUCCCUUGGCAUCGCUACUUCUUGAAAAUGGUAGAGAGGGAGCUGCAGAAGGGUUCAUCCUGUGAAAUCUAUAUUCCAUACUUUGAAUGGACCAUAGAUGCCGGGUCUAUGGAGACUUCUGCAAUAUGGCAGGCUAACUUCUUUGGUGGCAAUGGGGACCAACAGACAAACUGUGUUGCGUAUCAUCCUUUUCAACAUGAGAAUGUUUGGUCGCCUUGCCUUCGCAGGAGGUUCAACACAUCGGUUAUAUUACCAGAUGUCAUAAACAUCCAACUUAUUCUGGCUGAGGAGGAUUUUAAACAGUUCUCUUUACAGAUCGAGACAGUGUCAGGGCUCUUCCACCUCUGGGUAGGAGGACAUAUGGCAUCCCCAUUCUGCCCUUACGAUCCCAUAUUCCUGUCUCACUACGCCUUCAUGGAUAAGCUGUGGAUGCAUUGGCAGGAGCGUAGUCUUGAUGGGCUCCCCCGAUACCCUUUGCAACUGAGAUAUGUAAAAAUGAAACCCUUUGAAGUGGCUCCAGAUGAUGUUUUGCACUCCAAGCAUCAGCUCUGCACCAUUUAUGUGCCAGUAACUCUUGGUGCCCCAUGUAACCUUACCACCUCACCAACAAUCUCUGGAUUUGACAGUGAAGGGUACAGUAGGCAUGGCUUUGAUUCUGAGGGCUACAACCGAGAUGGCUACAACAGACAUGGUAUAAACCGGAGAGGAGAGAAUGACCACCUUGGAAUAUAUGAUAAGAAUGGGUACAACAAACAAGGCUAUGACCGAAGUGGCUUUGACCAGAUGGGCUGGGAUCAGUAUGGCUAUGGAAGAGACAACUUUGAUCGUGACAACUUUGAUGCUGAAGGGUAUGACAGUUCUGGGUACAAUCGAUAUGGAUACAAUAGAUCCGAAGUGACUCCAUUUGGGAUGAGAAGGGAUGGCACUAUCCUUCCUCAUAUAAGAGGAGAGGUCAUAGAUCAGAUGUUUGAGAAUGGAUAUGACAUAUUUGGCUUUGACAAAUUUGGCUUGGACAGCAGUGGAUUUGAUGUGUUUGGAUUCCACAUCAAUGGAUAUGAUAAGGAUAGUUGUAACUAUUUUUAUCACGGACCUCAUUACACAAGGUUCUACUUCUUUAUUCAGCUUCAAAUUACUAUGAUUGGAACAGACAUUUUGUCAAAUAUUAAGCGGAUUUGUCCCCGGAUAACUCCUUUGCCAGAAUGGUGGCUCAUUCAGAACUGGAUGAAUGUUGAUGUUCAGGAAACACUCACAAUGAUCCGCCACAUUGAACAGAAAUGGGCCUCGCAGCACCCAUUUGAUAGUGGGUAUAUUCCCAACAUCUCCUCGGUGCAAGAAAAUGGUCUGUGGCUUCCAAUCACCCCUGACCUCAGAUUUUGCUUUGAGUUGCACUGGUUUUCAGGGUGCCCAAUAGGUACAGCCCCUGUGACUUGCCCAGACCUUUGCAGUAAUGCCCAGUGCGCGGGCUACCAGGAAGCAGAGUGCCGAGUCCAUAACUGUGGAUCCUGCUUUACCGAGUGGUAUGACAGAGCAACGGGCAGCCAUGUCAUGUGUCAGGGUUGCAGCUACGAAGGCAACAUCUAUAACAAUGAAGAAUCUUUCAACUACGACGAAUGCACAACAUGUGUAUGUCUGAGUGGAGAUGUGACAUGUACAGCAGUACAGUGCAAUAAAGUGACUUGCAGCAACCCAGUGAAGAGAUCCGGGGAGUGCUGUCCUGUGUGUUUGGAAGACUGUGUAGACGGAAGGAGAAACGGAGAAAGCUGGAAGCCUGAUCCCUGUAGUAACUGCACCUGUGAAAAUGGCAACGUGCAGUGCCUGGGUGUCCAAUGCCUGGACUUGCCGUGCUUGGAUCAGUAUGUGCCUCCUGGGGAGUGCUGUCCUGUCUGUCGUCCUGGCUGUGAAUAUGAAGGAGAAAUGUAUGACAAUGGAGUCAUCUUCUUAUCCCGAACCAACCCCUGUAUGAACUGCUCAUGUCUGGACAGCUUGGUCAGGUGUUCCCCGGUGCAGUGUCAGCCGAUCUCGUGUGGGAAUCCUUUCCAGAAGCCUGGUCAGUGUUGUCCCUCCUGCCCAGCUUGUGAACUAGACGGGAGACCUUAUGACCAUGAACAGCCUUUCACCACUCUGGAUGGCUGUCAAAAAUGUACAUGCGUGAAUGGUAAACCAUCAUGCAUAGAUAUCCAGCAGUGUCCUCACACCUGUACCCACGGAGUUAAGCCCCCAUUCGGCCCCUGUUGCAGAGACUGCUCCAGCUGUGAUUUCCAUGGGCAGCUGAUACCUAACGGGAUGUCUUUUGUGGCCAAUGGAGAUGUGUGUGAGCACUGCUUGUGUACAAAUGGGAAUGUUGUGUGCUCAAGGAUCACCUGCCCUUCUCUUGACUGCACUGCCUUUGAAAAAGUACCAGGGAAAUGCUGCCCCAAAUGCAGAGGUUGUGUACAUGUCGGCAUUCGACACGAGCACAAAUCAGAGUGGAAGUUACCAGACAGCCCCUGUAAUAUCUGCAGAUGUUUGGAGGGACAAGUUCUGUGUGAGAAUGAGAGGUGUAACACCCCAUGUAGAAAUCCUGCCAAGCCCACAGCGGGAUCGUGCUGCCCUAGCUGUGAUGGUUGCCAUUUGAAUGGACAGGAGUAUGUGAAUGGAGAGAGAGUGUCUAAUGGAGACCGCUGUGCAGAGUGCACAUGUGUGAAUGGUGAUAUCCACUGUAACCCUGUCGCAUGCCCACCAGUGCAAUGCAGGAAUCCUGUUCAGAGGCCUGGAGAUUGCUGCCCACGCUGUGAGGAGUGUGAAUAUGACUCGAAGACGUUUGUUGAUGGCCAGUCCUUCAUCUCAGCCGUUAACCCCUGCCUGAGCUGCAGGUGUUCGGCAGGUCGGGUGUCCUGUGAGCGCUUGGACCCCAAUUGCCCUCCUAUUAGAUGCAGCCACCCAGCCAAACAGAUAGGGCAGUGCUGCCCCAGCUGUGAAGUGUGUGAGUAUGAGAGACGGAUUUACACCAGUGGACGGGUGUUCACCCCCCCAGGAAGCAGCCCCUGCCUGCAGUGCACUUGCAAUGGUGGAAAUGUGCGGUGCCAAGAGGAGGUGUGCCCACCUGUUCAGUGCUCUAACCCUGUGAUUGACCCUCAACAUUGCUGUCCAAUCUGCAAAGUGUGUGUCCUGAAUGGAGUGGAGUUUGAGGAUGGGACAGACUGGGAGCCUGAUGAAGACCCUUGCAGCACUUGUGUCUGCACUAAUGGGGAGCCAGUCUGCCGUUUGUCACCCUGCCCGCGCAUCACUUGCCUACAUCCUACUAAAAUGAAUAGUGACUGCUGUGCGGUCUGUGACAGGUGUACCUAUAACCAGCGCAUAUACAACAAUGGACAAGACUUCAUAGACCCAGAUAUACCCUGCCAAAACUGCAGGUGUCAGGACGGUACUGUGAACUGUAUCCCCACAGUGUGCUCUCCAGUGACCUGCUCCAGACCUGAGAUGAAGGCCGGACAGUGCUGCCCCAGGUGUCCAGAUUGCAUGUUUGAAAACCGUGUGUUUGUGAAUGGAGAAGAAUUCCCUAACCCUUUGAACCCCUGCCAGAGGUGUGUGUGUUAUAAUGGCCAUGUGAACUGUGAGGACCAUACCUGUCCCGGCGCCACCUGCACGUACCCACUGCCUGGAUCCUGCUGCAAAAACAAUUGCAAUGGUUGUAACUACGCAGGAAAAGAAUAUCCAAAUGGAGCAGAAUUUCCACAUCCUACAGACAAAUGCAAAGACUGUCACUGUAUAAAUGGCAAUGUUCAGUGUCUGUCCAAGAGAUGCCCCCCACUGCUGUGUAGCAAUCCGUUCCUGACACCCGGCGAGUGCUGCCCCCAGUGUCCUGCCCCUCCAGCUGAGUGUCUGUAUGCUGGACUCCCUUACAAACACAUGGAGCGUUUCUAUGACCCCUCUGAAAAGUGCCGUUCCUGUAUCUGCAAUAACGGGACCAUCACCUGCCAGCGCAGGCCCUGCGCCCCCAUCCUGUGUGCCAACCCCAUUGUACAGGACUGCUGUCGCACUUGUGAUGGUUGCUGGUAUGGUGGUAAAGAGCUGGCUAACGGGGAGCAGUUUGCAGACGUGUCGGAUGCCUGCAGGUUGUGUUUGUGUCGGGAAGGCACGGUAUCCUGUGAGAGGAGGGCGUGCCCUGCUGUGGACUGCCCAUUCCCUGUGCAGGCACAGUGCUGCCAGGCUUGUGAAGGAUGUAAUUACCUGGGUCAGGAGUACCUGAAUGGCCAGGAGUUCACUGAUCCCCAGAACCAGUGUAAGCGCUGCACUUGUAUGAGUGGAUUUGUGAACUGCAGUCCCAAACCAUGUUAUAACCCAGGCUGUACCCAUCCCAUUUCCCUUCCUGGAAAGUGCUGCCCAGUCUGUGAAGGGUGUUUCUAUAAUGGGGUUGUUAUCAUCAAUGGACAGACAUUCCACGAUCCGGCUGACUCCUGCUCCCAGUGUACCUGCAGGUCUGGCUCUGUUCAGUGCAUAAAGAGACUGUGUUCUCCGGCUCCUUGUCCUCACCCUGUUGUUGGGCCAUGUGACUGCCCACUCUGUGAUGGGUGUUAUUUCCAAGGAAGGGACUAUAUUGAUGGACAAACCUUUCAAGGUUCCAAAGGAGGGUGCCAGGAGUGCACAUGCUUUAAAGGUGAAGUGACAUGUGGAACAAAAAAGUGCAGUAAGGUCUCUUGUCCCCACCCUGCAAUCGACACAUGCACCUGCCCUGUGUGUGAUGGAUGUAUUUUCAGAGGCAGAGACUGUAAAAAUGGCGAAAGAUUCUUGGAUCCGAAUAACAAAUGUCAGCGCUGUACUUGUCUGAAUGGUGGUGUCACGUGUGUAUCAGUAACCUGCCCCCCUGUGUCCUGCCGUAACCCUGCCACCCCUCCUGGAGAGUGCUGUCCUCAGUGUACAGGGAUCUGCCACUACUUGGACCGGGUCUAUGAGACUGGAGCCACCUUCGACUCCCCUGCAGACAGCUGCUCGAAGUGUACAUGCAUCAAUGAGGUAGUGACUUGUCACAAGACGUCAUGCCCCCAGCAGUGUUCCCACCCAGUGCCCUCACCUGCCUGCUGCCCAUCCUGUGACCGCUGCUUCUAUGAAGGUUUUGAAUUCAGCAACAGGCAGACCUUCCACUCGCCCUCAGACCCCUGCCAGCGUUGCAGCUGUCUCCAUGGAAACGUUGUGUGCACCACUGUGGUGUGCCCCCAGACAACUUGUAACAACCCCCUCACUAAACCAGGGCAGUGCUGCCCCGAGUGCCCAGUGUGCUCAUAUUUUGGGAAGGAGUAUGCAGUGGGGGUUCAUUGGCCUUCAUCCACCAAUGACUGUCAAGAGUGCGCCUGUGUGCAAGGGGAGGUGAGAUGCUCAGAGGUGCGCUGUGAUGUCACAUGCAGCUACCCCUCCCGCUUGCCCGGUCAGUGCUGUCCCCUAUGCCAGGAGUGCUUCUUUGAGGGCGUGCUGUACAGCGACGGAGAAGACUUCACUCCAGACAACUGUAGGCAGUGCUCCUGCAAUGGUGGGAAUGUUAAUUGUGGGAACACCCUGUGCCCGAGACUGAACUGCAUGCACCAAGUGACAGACCCUGGCACCUGCUGCCCUCGCUGUAGAGGCUGUGUGUACAAUGGGAGGGAGUACACGGAUGGCAGCAGCUGGUUUGCUACCACAACCCCCUGUAUGUCCUGUAUGUGUGUGGAUGGAGUCACAACCUGUUCAGAGAUUCGCUGCGUCUCACCUUGUGUAAAUCAGAUCCAUGUUCCAGGAGAGUGCUGCCCCCUGUGUGCAGAUUGUGUGUACAAUGACAGAAUAUAUGGUCCAGGGGACAGCUUCCAGCCUGCCAGUGAUCCAUGUGAGAUUUGUACUUGUGAGGUGAUGCCAGAUGGGGAGCAGCAUUUACGCUGUUACCGUAAGCAGUGUCCGAGCUUGGUGGACUGUCCCAAGAAUCACAUUCACUUCCCUGGAUCUGACCAAUGCUGUCCUACUUGUGCACAGCCGCUGAGUAACUGCACAGCCACUCUUGUUGGCAGUGAAGUCCAUGCUACAGAUGAUCCAUGUUAUACCUGUCAGUGUAAGGAUCUGACUUGGAUUUGUAUUCACCAAGGGUGUCUUCCUUUAAACUGUCCAACUUCAGAGCAGUUCUUGUCUGUAGACUCCUGCUGCCCUAUCUGUGAUGAGUGUGUGAUUGAAGCUGAAAAUCGUCGUGUUUCUGAUGGCGAGAGUUGGACAGACAGUGUGGAUGAGUGCAUCACCUGUACAUGUAAUCUUGGUCACAUCGAGUGCCACAUUGAGGAAUGCGCUCCAGUCAUUUGCCAGGAUGGCCUGGUAAAAGUGAAAUCACCAGGGAAAUGCUGUUAUGAAUGCCAAGACCCAGACAUCUCGUGCAUGUACCAGGGCACCCUGUACCAGUCCAAUGAGCACUGGGAAGUGGAUGAGUGCACAACCUGCACAUGUGUUUCAGGGGAGGUCCACUGUCAAACUGAACGCUGCCCACAGGUCUCCUGUGCAUCGGAUGAGACCCCAGCUCUGAUUCCUGGCAUGUGCUGUCCACACUGCAUUCCUCGGCCGGCUACAUGCAUUGCAUUUGGAGACCCUCAUUACCGCACUUUCGAUGGGAAAAUGAUCCACUUCCAGGGGGCCUGUACCUAUGUGUUGGCCGAGGACUGUGAAGGGGGAGAUUUCAGCAUUCAUGCAACCAAUGAUGACAGAGGUCGUAAAGGAGUCUCAUGGACUAAAGAAGUCACUGUACUGAUUGGAGAUGUUGUGGUGCAGUUACUACAAAACUGGGUUGUUGUGGUGGACUAUCAGACUGUGACUUUGCCUUUCCUCAAAGAGCCAUACAUAUACAUAGAACGCAAGACAAACACAAUUUUACUGAACACCAAUAUUGGAGUAAAGGUGCUAUGGGAUGGGAAGUCCCACUUGGAAGUGAGUGUUCCCGGGACAUACAAAGGACACAUGUGUGGUCUCUGUGGAAAUUUCAACAACUACCCCCAGGAUGACAUGAGGAUCCGCACUGGACAGAUUGUCUUAUCUGAGGCUGCCUUUGGAAAUAGCUGGAAGGUACAAGCUGAGAACCAAACCAAUGCACACUGUACCGAUGGAGAGGAUAUUGACCCGUGCAAGGAGGCGGGAUACCGUGCACGCAAGGAGGGCAAUGCUAAGUGCAAGAUUCUGAAGUCCAAGGUGUUUGAGCGCUGCCACAAUGUGGUCCCGCCAGAGAUGUUCUUCGCCUCCUGUGUUUAUGACCUGUGUGCCUGCGGGUCCAAUGGGGAUGACUGCUUGUGUGAUGCUCUGGAGGCCUAUGCUUCAGAAUGCAGGGAGUCUGGAGUCAUUCUGCAGUGGAGGUCACCUGCUCUCUGUGCUGUGGGCUGUCCCCAAGACCGUGGUUAUAUUUUCGAUGAGUGCGGCCCUCCUUGCCCCAAGACCUGUUUCAACAAAGACGUGCCUCUGGGAGUGAUAGAGGCCCACUGCUUCAAACCCUGUGUACCGGGCUGCCAGUGCCCAGCGGGCUUGGUAGAGCAUGAAUCGCACUGCAUCCAGCCAGAGGCCUGUCCCAAGAUUAUCUACGGCAACAUCUGAGAAACAAAUACAAUAAGGAACUUUCAACCAUCACAAUAAUGGUGCUAUAACUUACAGACAUUGCACAGGAGGAAACCAGUUAUGAUAACAUUAGAUUUUGUUUUUAUCUUUAAGUCCAUGGUACAUUAAUUAAGUAUUAUCAGUGCCCCUUUUCAUAGUGUUCUCCCUGUAUGUUCAAGGGAAUUUAAGCCAUAAAUGUGGAGAGUACAUGCAAGUAUAGUAACUAUUAAGUUUGAGGGCUUUAGUCUUACAGCUACAACCACUGUAAAUGGGAGAAAGGUCUACACAAUUGGGUUUCCUAUCUUUAAAUAUAUUUAAAGCUUUUGAUGCAUAUGAGUUUGAAAUAGAGCAUUAAUUGAGCCAGAGAUCUCAUAUAAUGAGCAGAGACAGGUGCUUUAUUUCAUAACUAAUUUAUUUCCAGAGCAGUUAGGAUUACAUUUCACAGAGAAUACACUUUCUCAGGAUUCUCUGGGUAUAUUUCUGUGUUAAAGAUUCUUGCCCAAAAACAGGGACUGUAACAAGUGACAUAUGUUUGUUAUAUAUGCAAUUAUUUGUGAAUAGUUGUUUUCAUAUCUUGGUGGAAAUAGUAUUGUCAAACCCUAAGAAGUAUAUUGAAUUUUGUGACAUUUUCAAGACCACUGUUUUCUAGGUUAUAUAUAUAUAUAUAUAUAUAUAUAUAUAUAUAUAUAUAUAUAUAUAUAUAUACACACACACACACACAAACAAAAAGCUUUUGUAUUCAACUUCAGUUUUUUUACUAUGUAUUAUUUAAACAUAUUUAAUCCUAUUGUAUCAAGUAUUGUUUGCUUAUAAAAGUAAUAUUCCAGUAUUUUUUUUAAACAACUGAAAGGAACCUUAUGUGGCCUGGAGUGUACACACACCAAGAGAAAUUAAAAGUAAGGUUUUAAGAUUUAUCCUGUUCAGACCCUGGGGCCACACAUGUCCAUAUGACUAAUGGGUUUUCUCUGUGUAUGAAAAAUAAGUCGGGACUGAAGGAGAUCAACUAAAUUUGCCUGCGAGUUAAAUUAUGUUGGUGUUGUGAGAACCUGUGCAAGGAAUUGGCUUAUGUUCAGGACUGAUCACAAACUAAGAGACACAAUUUAGAACGGCUUAUCAGUGACUGUGGCUGCCUUCCGAGGACCAAUAAAUUAGUUCUAAGAAUCAGUUAGGCGGGGUUGUCAUCUUUAUUAUCAGGUCACUGCUGGAAACACUACAGGUUAUUCUGAUGAAGUAGUUCAAGUUAAUUUGCUUUCAGUACUGUUAAAAAAAUGGCACGUGCAAAAUGUUGUUGUUCAUAAUAUUGCUUUACUUAUAUUUGUAUACCUUCAUGACAUACAGCUGUCUGAUUGAAUAAAAAGGAAAAUGUAAUUAUCUGAUUACAAUAUGAAAUUCCUUCAAAUAUCAGUGGUUUUAUUUAUAUGAUUUCACUGUACUAAAUCAAAGUAGAUUUGUAUUUUAUGUUAUAAAUAUAUAUAUAUUCCUUUUUCAUAUAUUUCUUUAUUCUUUUAGAAAUCACUUGAUAUUUGUGAAAAGGUGCUGUUCAAACUGUGAUUUGAAGUAUUUUUAGAAAAGGUGGGUUCAAACUGUGAUUUGAAGUAUUUUUAGAAAUACAUAAUAACAUUAUCAGUGAUACUGGUUGUAUGAUUGUAUUUAUUUUGUUUGGGUUUUUUAUUGUGUUUUAUUAAAAUAUGUUUUCUUAA
Messenger RNA from Acipenser ruthenus (sterlet), 12091 nucleotides. RefSeq names its product kielin/chordin-like protein. The record is from RefSeq and is a predicted model, not a curated record. Bases 510 to 10391 code for a protein of 3293 amino acids. NCBI's taxonomy places the organism in Eukaryota, Metazoa, Chordata, Actinopteri, Acipenseriformes, Acipenseridae. The transcript has 58 exons. Gene Ontology annotation, molecular function: serine-type endopeptidase inhibitor activity; oxidoreductase activity; protein binding.